CAGGCGGCGAGCGGGCAGGCGGCAGGCAGGGUCGGUGCGCCGAGCGGGCGAGAGCGCCAGCGAGCGGGAAGACGCAGCCACCUUCCUCCGCAGCCAGCCCACAGCGGUUUGUUCCCUUUCUCGGGAGAGCGCCAAUGCCCGGGCCGACCCAAACCCUGUCCCCCAAUGGCGAGAACAACAACGACAUCAUCCAGGAUAACGGGACCAUCAUUCCUUUCCGGAAGCACACAGUGCGCGGGGAGCGUUCCUACAGCUGGGGAAUGGCAGUCAAUGUGUAUUCUACCUCGAUAACCCAAGAGACUAUGAGCAGACAUGACAUCAUUGCAUGGGUUAAUGACAUAGUAUCUUUAAACUACACAAAAGUGGAACAGCUUUGUUCAGGAGCCGCCUAUUGCCAGUUCAUGGAUAUGCUCUUUCCAGGCUGCAUUAGUUUGAAGAAAGUAAAAUUUCAAGCAAAGUUGGAGCAUGAAUAUAUUCACAAUUUUAAACUUCUGCAAGCAUCAUUUAAGCGAAUGAAUGUUGAUAAGGUAAUUCCAGUGGAGAAGCUAGUGAAAGGACGUUUCCAAGACAACCUGGAUUUUAUUCAGUGGUUUAAGAAAUUCUAUGAUGCUAACUACGACGGGAAGGAGUAUGAUCCCGUAGAGGCUCGGCAAGGGCAAGAUGCGAUUCCUCCCCCUGACCCUGGCGAACAGAUCUUCAACCUGCCAAAAAAGUCGCACCACGCUAACUCGCCCACCGCAGGUGCAGCUAAGUCAAGUCCAGCAUCUAAACCAGGAUCCACACCUUCUCGUCCCUCAUCUGCCAAAAGGGCUUCAUCCAGCGGCUCAGCAUCCAAAUCUGAUAAAGAUCUAGAAACACAGGUCAUACAGCUUAAUGAACAGGUACAUUCAUUAAAACUUGCCCUUGAAGGUGUGGAAAAGGAAAGGGAUUUCUACUUUGGGAAGUUGAGAGAGAUUGAGCUGCUCUGCCAGGAACACGGGCAGGAAAAUGACGACCUUGUGCAGCGACUAAUGGAAGUGCUCUAUGCUUCCGAAGAACAUUACUUAACUCAGGGCCACAGAUGUCCGGGCUUAGGCAUUGGCUGCCUGCUCCCAUGUGGAUUCUCUCAGCUGAUGCACAAGUGCUUGGUUGCCAAGUACUGACUGUCAUGGAAGCCACUGUUAAAAGGAGGAGGGCCACACAGACGAGCCGGAAGCUGAGGAGCAAACCCACGACCAGCAGCCCCAGCAGCAGGAAGAGUACUGAGCCUCCCAGAGCUCCGGCCCCUUCCACUGCGCACGGGAACUUUUCCUCUGGAGAUCUGGAACAUGUGUGGCCUCAAGCUGAGCAGCAACCAGUUGUCCUAAUCUGCCGUUCCCAUCGACGCACUGUCGCCCACGCCAGCCACCGCGCUCAGUUCCCAUUUUCUUUGCCAAGAUGCAUUAGCAGCAGGCGCUGGUCUGGCCACCCACCUGACAUCAUAGGGUCACAUACCUUCAACUUCGCCACUUGGCUGCUUGAGAUUGGUUCUGCUCUUUUCUUCAUUUCUUUCCAGAACAACUCUUUCCCACCCCCAACACCAACACCACCACCACCCCUUUUUAUCCUGGUGUGAAACAAUGGUCAUUUGAUAUAUGGUAUUUAUAUUGGCAUUUCUCAGCCCAGUGUCACUAGAUGUCACAUGCAUUUGUGGUGCUUUGAUGUUUGCGAAUCUAACCUCUAAACAUAAAGUUGGUGAAACAAUUGGAGCAAAGGGAAACAGAUACUCGAUAUGAAAGCCAUAAUGACAGUGACGCGUACCGUGGGCAAGAACACAGGGUCAGUUUCUCCCUCUGCUGACAACACGAAAGGGAAAAAGACGGCUUCAGAACUAGGCCCUCAGGCCCUGGCAGGGUCCACACAGCAGCCUGUUAGUUUUGAAAGACAUCCACCCAAGGAAAACACUUCUCACCAUGUGCCCCGGCCCUCCCAGCCCCCUCCCCUGGUUCUCAUGCUCUUUUCUUUCUCAGGGUCCUCUUCAGUGGGCAGCCACACCCCCACGGUUGUCAUCAGUUACCUGCAGUCCGAAGGGGUCUGGUGCCUCAUCCCUCUUCCUCCUUGAUGUUUCAGCCCAAAUGCUGUCCCUCACUAGGAUUCAGUCAAGGUAACCCCAGGGUGUGCAGGCCAUAGCUCCUAGGCGCUGCGGAGGCUGCACGCUGGCUGGAAGACUUUAUUCAUAGCAUAAUUCCAAGGAAAAUCAUGGUUCUGCAGUCUAGUGUUGACACUGGAACAACAGCACAGAAAAACCCAUGAUCCAGCCAUCUUCUGGGAUGAGGAAUUGCCCCUCUAUAACACAAGGGCCCUCCUUGUCAUUGACCUCUGCUAAACCAUGGUGACUCACAGAGGAAACAUAAUGAAUUUAAAGCAUUCCUUAUUUUUUAAACUAAUAUUUGCACAUUUUCUUAGUCUCUCUCAACAUCUUUGCCUUUAUUUUUUCCCCCUUGGACAGAUGGUAUCCCUUCCUGGAUCAGUCAUUUCACUUCAGAUUUACUUUCACUUGUUAUUUGACUUAGCAGGUGCAACAAAAACAAGAAACAAAUAUGCCCACCCCACUUUCCACUUUUAAUUGAAAAAGCUUAAAAUAAAUUUCUGAAUUACAUCCCCUCAAGCUUUGAAAUUUCUCCAUGAAUGAGUGAAAUACUAACUUCCAAAUUCUAGCAUUAAAGCUUUUCACCAAAAGAAGUUCUUUCCAAAAUAAAUCAAUCUUCUGCAGCAAAGUGGUAUUUACUGAGUUAUAUGUGGAAAAAGAUGGCUUGUAUUUUUGAGAUUGUUACAACACACUGUGCAGACCCGGACAGAUGUUCCAUGGUGUUUGGUUUCCCUUCUCUCUCCUGCUCACUCUGCACGACAGCGGCAGCUCGCUUCUCCAAGGCUGCGAAGCCUGGCUCUCGGCGGUGACAUCCUCCCACGCCUGGGUACAGGUAGUGGCUGUGCUAUACGCGGCGUCGCACUUCCUGGGGUGUUGUACUCAUCGACUGCCCUUUCUUAAAAAAUAGCUCUUGCAAAGAGGCACAAUAAAUAAUUCCCUGCAGAUGAUACGUCCGUCAGUGCUUUGCUGUUCUGGCCCUCUUGGCCGUCCCCAGGCAGGUGGAUACUCGUGAGUAGGCAGCAGGAGUCAGGAUCCUGCCUUCUUCAGAAACCACUUAACCCUGGGGCACAUGCACACGCCUCUCCAGGGGCUCUUGCUGGAACCACUCCAUUCCUUUCCAGCUCCCCAGCCUUCUCUGCUCUAAACACAAUGGUCAGAUAGUUUAGGCGGCAAUGAGCAUCCAUACUCCAUUCUCCCUACUGAAGGCUUGGGCGAGACCCUUUAUUUAGAGAAGAGCUAUACAUUCCUCUUUCUUUCCCAUCUUAAACCUCUUCCCUGUGCUGCAUCCCAGGUGACGUCCCGGAUGUUUGGGAGAGCCUUUAACAGCCAAGGUUCUGAGACAGCCCCCGUGAGCCGCACCCCUGGCCUCCACUCCCGCCACCAUUCAGUCUCCCCUCGGUGUUCGGGGCACGUGGCCUCAGGCUGGGCUGAAACGCAUCCCUGGGUGUGGGCACUGCUCUUCCUUCCCUCAGGAAGCUUGGUUUCAUUCGUAGUGGCCCUCACACCACAGAUGGCUGCUUAUAGCACUUCCACUGCUGUGGCCAGACUGGAAGUGAUCGAAGCAGGGGGCAAAGAGAAAGCCUCUGUUCAUUGUAAGCAGAAAAGCAGGAAAAAAAAGACAAAGACAAACCCUGUUGACCCGAGAGAAGUCGGCUCCAGAAGGGAACCAAGAACUCGUCCCUUCCCUGGUGAGUAGUCCCGUUCUUCCGUUAAGGUUACUGUGCAUUCAGAUUACUUUAACUAAAUAGUACACCAUAAAGCUUUUGUUAUAUAUGAAAUGUAAACUGAAAGGAA
Lepus europaeus (European hare) is the source of this 3901-nucleotide messenger RNA. RefSeq names its product microtubule associated protein RP/EB family member 2 (gene MAPRE2). Gene Ontology annotation, biological process: spindle assembly; regulation of microtubule polymerization or depolymerization; protein localization to microtubule plus-end. The transcript is spliced from 8 exons. Gene Ontology annotation, molecular function: microtubule plus-end binding. Gene Ontology annotation, cellular component: cytoplasmic microtubule; microtubule plus-end; spindle midzone. Bases 135 to 1142 code for a protein of 335 amino acids. Lineage: Eukaryota; Metazoa; Chordata; Mammalia; Lagomorpha; Leporidae. The record is from RefSeq and is a predicted model, not a curated record.